Messenger RNA from Erinaceus europaeus (western European hedgehog), 1939 nucleotides. It is a transcript of the gene NOP56, whose product is annotated as NOP56 ribonucleoprotein. Bases 16 to 1896 code for a protein of 626 amino acids. Gene Ontology annotation, cellular component: small-subunit processome; box C/D methylation guide snoRNP complex. Gene Ontology annotation, molecular function: snoRNA binding. The transcript has 12 exons. The record is from RefSeq and is a predicted model, not a curated record. Lineage: Eukaryota; Metazoa; Chordata; Mammalia; Eulipotyphla; Erinaceidae.
CUCUGUGUGCCCGUAAUGGUAUCGCCCCCAGCAUCUGAUAGGCUGUCGAUGGGGGCGUGGCCUCCGGACCCUAGUUCUGCGCGCCGGAGCGCACUCACCGCAGUGCGAGACGGGCCAGGAGCGGGCGCCAUGGUGCUGCUACACGUGCUGUUCGAGCACGCGGUCGGCUACGCGCUGCUGGCGCUGAAAGAAGUGGAGGAGAUCAGCCUGUUGCUGCCGCAGGUGGAGGAGUGCGUACUCAACCUAGGCAAAUUCCACAAGAUCGUUCGCCUCGUGGCCUUUUCUCCCUUUGCCUCGUCCCAAGUUGCCUUGGAAAAUGCCAACGCUGUGUCAGAAGGUGUUGUUCAUGAGGACCUCCGCCUGCUAUUGGAGACCCACCUGCCAUCCAAAAAGAAGAAAGUGCUCUUGGGAGUUGGCGACCCCAAGAUUGGUGCUGCUAUACAGGAGGAGUUAGGAUAUAACUGCCAGACUGGAGGUGUAAUAGCUGAGAUUAUUCGAGGAAUCCGCCUACACUUCCACAACCUGGUGAAGGGUCUGACAGAUUUGUCAGCUUCUAAAGCCCAACUUGGGCUGGGACACAGCUACUCUCGAGCCAAAGUUAAGUUUAAUGUGAACCGAGUGGACAACAUGAUCAUCCAGUCUAUUAGUCUUCUGGACCAACUGGAUAAGGACAUUAAUACCUUCUCUAUGCGUGUCAGGGAAUGGUAUGGCUAUCACUUCCCUGAGUUGGUGAAGAUCAUCAAUGACAAUGCUACAUACUGCCGCAUCGCUCAGUUUAUCGGAAACCGAAAGGAGCUUAAUGAAGAAAAACUAGAGCAGCUGGAGGAGCUGACGAUGGAUGGAGCCAAGGCGAAGGCUAUUCUGGAUGCCUCGCGCUCCUCCAUGGGAAUGGAUAUAUCGGCCAUUGACUUGAUAAACAUUGAGAGCUUCUCCAGUCGAGUGGUGUCUUUGUCUGAAUACCGCCAGACCUUACACACUUACCUGAGAUCCAAGAUGAGCCAAGUAGCUCCCAGCCUGUCAGCCUUAAUCGGGGAAGCGGUAGGUGCACGUCUUAUUGCGCAUGCUGGCAGUCUCACCAACCUGGCUAAGUAUCCGGCAUCCACAGUGCAGAUCCUUGGGGCUGAAAAGGCCCUGUUCAGAGCCCUGAAGACAAGGGGUAACACUCCAAAAUAUGGACUUAUUUUCCAUUCUACCUUCAUUGGCCGAGCAGCUGCCAAGAACAAAGGCCGUAUCUCCAGAUAUUUGGCAAAUAAAUGCAGUAUUGCCUCACGAAUUGACUGCUUCUCUGAGGUACCCACAAGUGUAUUUGGAGAGAAGCUUCGAGAACAAGUUGAGGAGCGUCUGUCCUUCUAUGAGACCGGAGAGAUUCCACGAAAGAAUUUGGAAGUCAUGAAGGAGGCAGUGGUUCAGGCAGGGGAAGCUGCUGCAGAGAUUACUAAGAAAAUGGAGAAACAAGAGAAGAAGCGCCUGAAGAAGGAAAAGAAACGCCUAGCUGCACUUGCCCUUGCUGCUUCAGAAAACAGCAGUAGUGCUCCAGAGGAGUGUGAGGAGAUAAGUGAAAAACCAAAAAAGAAGAAAAAGCAAAAACCCCAGGUUCCUCAGGAAAAUGGAAUGGAAGAAGAGCUACCUGUUUCCAAACCCAAGAAAAAGAAAUCUUUUUCCAAGGAGGAGUUAGUUAAUAGUGACCUUGAAGAAACAACCAGCACUGUUAAUCUUCCUAAGAGGAAGAAGUCUCCCAAAGAGGAAGCAGUGAGUGAUCAAGAAGAGACAAAGGUUGUUACCAAGAAAAAGAAAAGAAAAUUCACUGAGGAGCCACCCAGCAGUGGGCCCGAUGAGGCUGCUGGCACUAAGAACAGCUCCAAGAAAAAGAAAAAAAAACUAUCUCAGAACAACUGAAAUGAACAUUAUCCCCAACCCCAAUAAAAACAAAUUAACAAAA